Messenger RNA from Striga hermonthica, 288 nucleotides. The record is from the annotation of a GenBank genome assembly. Lineage: Eukaryota; Viridiplantae; Streptophyta; Magnoliopsida; Lamiales; Orobanchaceae.
AUGGAAUGGGGCCUAACUGAACUAGAAAUGAGCGCAGUUUUGGAGCUGAUCCAACUCAGCGGCUUCCCUGUCCGGUGGGUCGAUUUCCCGGCGGAAAAGGACGGAUUGCGGGACACGCAAUCGGAAGAAGGAAAUAGCGCCGGGGGAAGCUUAACUGAGCCCGUAAAUAGCGCGUCCGCCGAAGCUUUGCCCCGUAGAGGAAAACGACUCCGGUCGCUAGCCGAUAUUUACAGAAACACUCGUCCUUUGGACAAGAAUCGCGCCAAGAAGAGGGCCAGGAUUUUUUGA